This is a messenger RNA of Pogoniulus pusillus (Red-fronted tinkerbird), 2065 nucleotides long. Its product is annotated as eukaryotic translation initiation factor 6-like. NCBI's taxonomy places the organism in Eukaryota, Metazoa, Chordata, Aves, Piciformes, Lybiidae. Bases 107 to 844 code for a protein of 245 amino acids. The record is from RefSeq and is a predicted model, not a curated record. Gene Ontology annotation, molecular function: ribosomal large subunit binding. Gene Ontology annotation, biological process: assembly of large subunit precursor of preribosome; ribosomal subunit export from nucleus; maturation of 5.8S rRNA. Gene Ontology annotation, cellular component: nucleolus; cytosol; preribosome, large subunit precursor. The transcript is spliced from 6 exons.
CGAGGCGGGCCCGGGGCCGCUCUGGGCAGCGGCAGCGGAAGCGGUGCCUGGGCGCUGGUGCUGGGCCCCUUCGUUCGCCGCCGCCGCUCCCGCGUCCGGCCGGGCCAUGGCUGUCCGCGCCAGCUUCGAGAACAACAACGAGCUGGGCUGCUUCGCCAAGCUGACCAACGCCUACUGCCUGGUGGCCAUCGGCGGCUCCGAGAACUUCUACAGCGUCUUCGAGGGCGAGCUCUGCGAAGCCAUCCCGGUGGUGCACGCCUCCAUCGCCGGCUGCCGCAUCAUCGGCAGGAUGUGUGUGGGGAACAGGCAUGGCCUGUUAGUGCCAAGCAGUACCACGGACCAGGAGCUGCAGCACAUCCGCAACAGCCUCCCAGAUUCCGUCCGGAUCCAGCGGGUGGAGGAGAGGCUCUCGGCGCUGGGCAACGUCACCACCUGCAACGACUACGUAGCUCUGGUGCACCCAGACCUUGACAGGGAGACAGAAGAGAUCUUGGCAGAUGUCCUGAAGGUUGAGGUUUUCAGACAGACAGUAGCAGACCAGGUGCUGGUAGGAAGUUACUGCAUUUUUAGUAACCAAGGGGGAAUUGUGCACCCCAAAACCUCCAUCGAUGACCAGGAUGAGCUCUCCUCACUGCUGCAGGUCCCCCUCGUGGCCGGGACGGUGAAUCGCGGCAGCGAGGUGGUGGCGGCAGGGAUGGUGGUUAACGACUGGUGUGCGUUCUGCGGGCUGGACACCACCAGCACCGAGCUCUCUGUCAUCGAGAGCAUCUUCAGGCUGAACCAAGCGCAGCCCAGCACCAUUGCUACCAAAAUGAGAGAUUCCUUGAUUGACAGCUUGACAUGAGCAGUGCUGCUUCCCACUUUGAAGUCCUCAAGGGAGUGAAGUUUCAACUGCACUUUGGACUCCAGACAUCUGCAUCUUCUGAUAUUGUUUCUGCAGGCCUAGUCCAAGGAAGAGGCUGCAAACCCAAACUUCUUGUAGUGUUCUGCAAACUUAUUACAAACCCUGAUGAAUAAUACUCCUUAGUCCCAAAGCAGGGAUGCUCUCCCUCUCUCCUUCCCUCUGACACUCUCUGGUUCCUCAGCUAAAAUGCUUUUCUAUUUUGUGAUGCUGACUGAGCCCCUCAGAUUCCCCACAAUAUUGUUUCUGGUGGCUCUUGGGAGUUGUUUAUUGGAGGUUAUUUUGCCUUAAAUCAUGACUCAGUGUUCUGCACCAGCACUGUUUCAGCACACACCUGGCACUGCCUGCCCUUGCCACGCUCUUGCUGCAGAGCAUCCUUCCUGCUGGAGCUGGACAAGAGCCCCUUGCAUGUCCACCACCAAAACCAGUCUGUUUGUCACAGAAUCAUUCAGAAGGCAUCAGCUGCUCUCCUACCUUGCAGCUGUGCCCACAGGGAUGUGGAGUCUGAAGUGAGGAGCUCUGAUUACAGCUGGGGCUUCUCACAGUCAGGCUGGAGGCUUUUAAGGGCACCAGUGUGUGACUGCCUCUGGAGCCACUGCCUGCAGUGCCUCUUGGCACAAGUACUGCUCCUCACCUAGCUGCAAGGGACAGCUCAGAGCCUGCUGUUGCCAGUGGGCUGGGGUUUGUUCUGCAGGAGUUAGCCACCCAUGCUGGGAAACUCAAAAGUUAGCAAACCAAAAGAGAUUUCAACCACUUCAGCCUAAGUUGGCUCAGAACCAAAGGUUAAGGAACGUUUCUAAGCAGUGGCUGCACUGAGGUGGUGGAGAUGUGCACUUAAGAGCUCUGCCCUCGUGGGGGAGUGAUGAUGACAGCAAGGAGCUGCAGGUGCUGCUUUCAGGCAGAGGAUGACCAUUUGCUCACUGCUCCCUCGAUUGCUUUGCUUCUGCUUGUCUGAUCUUGCUUCCAUGCAACUGCAGCGCUUAGCUGGCUUCUCCUGAGAGCUGCCCCGAAGGCAGCCUGGGCAGAGCUUUUGCCCAGCCCUGCUGCUCCACCUUUAGUGACUUGGCUCUUUUGUUCUACUGUCUGGAUGGUUUGGGAAGGGCUUUUUAAGUUCUGCUUGCUCCAACUUCCAAAUAAAGAUUGCUGGAGAACCUCUGAUGCUAA